This is a messenger RNA of Acipenser ruthenus (sterlet), 4783 nucleotides long. Its product is annotated as vitamin D3 receptor A-like. Gene Ontology annotation, biological process: negative regulation of transcription by RNA polymerase II; positive regulation of transcription by RNA polymerase II; cell differentiation. Lineage: Eukaryota; Metazoa; Chordata; Actinopteri; Acipenseriformes; Acipenseridae. The record is from RefSeq and is a predicted model, not a curated record. Gene Ontology annotation, cellular component: nucleus. Gene Ontology annotation, molecular function: vitamin D response element binding; nuclear receptor activity; zinc ion binding.
CCAAUAAGCGACUGAGAGGCGGAGAGCUACUCAAAGCUGGAUUGGCUGAACGAGGGUGUGGUUAACCCGGGAGACUACGCAGUACACGGAGGGUCGAGUAGAAAUUGAGUCCGGGGCUGCAAGCAGACCCGAGCUGGUCAGCUGAACUGGAGACCAGUUUGCUAGCGUAGUUUAGCUUAGCUUAGCAUUGGAGAGGCAUUUUGACACACGGUUUUGUUUUUUUUUGCGGCUUGUCAGUUCCACCAAAAAAUACAUAUCGAAGUUACAAAUAAAAUAUAUAUAUAUGUAAAAAUAAAUCGUUGUUUUUGAGGUAGUUCAGUACUAGUAGCGACCCUUCUGUCGCUUUCUCUGGUUCUGUAUUAUUACCAGGCUGUCGGCGUUUGACAGGCUCUAUAUACUGUGUGACAGCAACAGUAACGUGUCAUUUGCGAUUGGUUUAUCCGCAGAAAUAUAUUGGCAUACCUCCAACGUUAAAAACGUACUUUUAAAGUAACAAAAAACAAAAAAAAUCUAUGUGCAUUCACUGUAUUUACUGUUUACUGUUUACUGUUACUAUUUACUGUUUUAGUUCAUAAACUGUUGCACAAGAAGACGAUUAACACCCGACAGAAUCGUUUUGAAAAUCGCGACCAAAAAAAAAAAAUACAAGACACAGGAAGCAGAACUGAAGACGAGGACGAGGGAUUGCGUUUGAGGAUCAACUCCAUAUAUACUUCAAGAGAAGGUCAUGCUUGUAAUCCAGCCAUGGAAGCAAUGGCAGUGAGUACCUCGGUUAGCCCAGCGGACGAGUUUGACCGCAAUGUGCCGCGGAUCUGCGGGGUGUGUGGAGACAAGGCCACUGGCUUUCACUUCAAUGCCAUGACCUGCGAGGGCUGCAAGGGCUUCUUCAGGCGCAGUAUGAAGCGAAAGGCCAUGUUCACCUGCCCCUUCAGCGGCAGCUGCACCAUCACCAAGGACAACCGCCGGCACUGCCAGGCGUGCCGUCUGAAGCGCUGCGUGGAGAUCGGAAUGAUGAAGGAGUUUAUCCUGACGGACGCGGAGGUCCAGCGGAAGAAGGACCUGAUCCUGAAGCGCAAGGAAGAGGAGUCCCUGAGAGAGGCCCAGCGAGAGGCCCUGCAGCCCAGGCUGACUGAGGAGCAGUCCAGGGUCAUCUCUCUGCUGCUGGAGGCGCACCACAAGACCUACGACGACUCGUACUCGGACUUCCAGCAGUUCAGGCCCCCAGUGCGCCAGGGCCCCAUCACACGCAGUGUGACCCGCGCCUCUUCAGUGUACUCUGUCCAGAACCUGUCCUCUGAGGACUCCCUCGACUCCUUCAACCCACCCUCAGACCCCAUGGACUCGAAGCUGUUGAAUUUCAGCAGCCUCCUGAUGAGUCAGUCCAGCAGCGGCUCGGACUCCAGCCUGAACUCUCAGAGCGCCUCCAUGCUGCCGCACCUUGCAGACCUGGUCAGCUACAGCAUCCAGAAGGUCAUCGGCUUCGCCAAGAUGGUUCCCGGCUUCAAAGAGCUGACAGCUGACGACCAGAUUGCCCUGCUCAAGUCGAGUGCCAUAGAGAUCAUCAUGCUGCGCUCGAACCAGUCCUUCAACCUGGACGACAUGUCCUGGACCUGUGGGAGCCAGGACUUCAAGUACCAGGUCAAAGACGUCGAGCAGGCUGGUCAUACUGUGGAACUCCUGGAGCCGCUGGUCAAGUUCCAGGUGGGACUGAAGAAGCUCUGUAUGCAUGAAGAGGAGCAUGUGCUGCUAAUGGCAAUCUGCCUGCUGUCCCCUGACCGGCCCGGGGUGCAGGAGAGGGCUCGGAUCGAGGCUUUCCAGGACCGGAUCUCGGACGUCCUGCAGGCUUACAUCCGCGUGCGUCACCCCGGCGGCCGCCUCCUCUACGCCAAGAUGAUCCAGAAGCUGGCGGACCUGCGCAGCCUGAACGAGGAGCAUUCCAAGCAGUACCGCAGCAUCUCCUUCCAGCCCGAGCACAGCAUGCAGCUCACCCCCUUGGUGCUGGAGGUGUUCGGCAAUGAGGUGUCCUAGAGCCCCAGGGCCUGGGGGGGAGACCUAGGAAGGGCUUGAGUUUAGGGACACUUGACUGAUUUGAUGUCCGUUCCGUUACACCCUCCCUCCCUCCCUCCUUCAGUCUAAUGCUGCCUGUACUAUCACUACCCCCCUCCACGGAACCCCUUGCUUGUGUUUCAGUUGCAGAUCUUGUUCAGUAUUGUCAAGUUGUCCUCAUAAGGAGGGCAGAGGCUGCAUGGUCCUGUGCUAUGUGCACAUUGUACUGUACUGCAGAGGGGGGGUGCUGUACUGGGUUAGUCUCUUUCAGAAUGUACUCUCACCGCACUGGGGCCUUUUGGUCACUCGUUUAGCACACAGAAAGGGGUGACAAGUUUUUAUUUUUUUUUAAAGCAUGAAGAUUUAGUACCCUUUGCAGACCGCAUUGGAGUAUGAAAUUUAGUGUUGCUCGUUUGAACACUAAAGGCCUGUGAUGAGUAAAACAAAGUGCCACUACAGUAAAGUGCCAAAUCUCUGAUCACCGUGGACAAUUAUUUAACUAUAGCAGAGCUGUAACUUAAAAAGCCUCUUAAAGUGACACGGUGGUUGGUUUUGAAGUUUUUGCAGGAAUCGCAAUGGAAGAGCAGCUUGUGCUUGAGCUUAUCUUGGGUUCAGUUGGAAACCUUGCAAGCCUGGUCCGUCCCUCCCUCCUUCCGGCACUCCGUCUGAGUAACUAAAUUACAACAAACUCCCCCCGAAACAUCCCGCCUCGCCCCCUCUCCCUCUCUCGACCUCCCCGUUCAGUUUGAUCUACCGUGGACCACUUGCAGGCUAAGAAAUUCAAGCUGCAUCUUCUGUGCCAUUACAGCAUAGAAACCAAAACUUCUCUCGAAUGUGGUUUGUAGUCCACAGUCUCACUCUCGCAGGUGUUUUUAAGAAUGUUUGUUCCACGCUAAUUUUACUAUCAAGGUAAAAACUCUGAGACGGUGUAAAGUUUGUCUGCUUGACUUGGUUUCUUGUAGUUUUCUCCUUUUAAAGUAUUCUGAUCUGCGUUUUUAAAAUGUUAUGGAUAAUUAAAUGUAAUUUAAUUUGAAUCUGGGUUCAGAUUUCAGGGUUUCUUGUGUAGGCGACCCUUCUUUACACAGGCGUGUGAACACGCUCAGGGUCUCUGUGUGUACCAUAUAAAUUAGCUGGGAACAAAUCUUCAAUGGGCAGAAUGAUUCAUUUUACGUACAGAGAAUUGUGAAAAAUGGCAUAUAUAUAUUCUAGACAUAUUAACUAUUUCUAUUAUGUUAAAGAUUUUAAAAAAAAUGUAAUCGUAUAUAUGUAUAAAUAUAUCCCUCCUUCUGUUUUUUUAAAGUUUGUAUAUUGUGAUCUGUGAAGUGUCUCUCAGUAGCUGAAAUCUGCACUCAUAUCAUUGCUGAAUAGAAAAAGUCUGACUGCUCAAAUCUGAGGGUUUAAACUACCAGCUGCUGGACUCUGGUGACCUGGUCAAACAUUCAGAAACUCUAGUCCUGCUUUUUUCAGAAUUGUUUUUUAUUGUAAAGUUAUUUUUUUAAGCGAGCGGAUAAAGGUGACAGGAGUUGCAGCUAUCGUUGCCCAGCUAGAUCUGAAGUGACUCUCCUCCUCAUCGCUAGCUUUACUAUGAGAAGAGGUGUUCAGUAUCUACCACAGUGGUUCAUUCAACGCCCCCUCGGGGUUAACCAAAGUAUUUCUGGUUUGAUUGGAACAAACCCCUGAACUGGAACACACCACUGCUCUGCCACGUCCUGGGGAGAGCCCCGCGGGUAUUGUAGGGGUCUACGGUGUUUUUUGUUCACUCGCUUUAGUCCUGCUUGUUUUUAUUCUGCAGCUCUCCACACAAGCAUGUGUACAGGACAAGCCAAACGAAAAGAGGAAAAAAAAAAGAUUAUGUAGGUCCUUUCGUAAAAUAAAAUGCGCUUCUCUGUCUGGUCCAUAGCAUAAAUCCAGGACCCCAUCUCCAUUACCAGUGUCCUGUCGAUGGUUUGAUUCAGGUUUGGCUGUGCUGCCACUGCAGUGCCUGGGUUAGGGAUAUAUAUAUAUAUAUAUUUGGGUGGGGUAAUGGUGCCAUCUUGUGGUAUUUAGCUGUAAAUACAUAUAUUGAUAUAUUUUUUAAAAAUCCUACCUCACACAAAGUAAUAUGAAUAAGUUCCCACGGUAAAGAAUAGGAAAGUAUUUGUUCAGAUGACACUUUGCAGUAAUGCUUCUUUUUCUUAUGCAAUGCGCAUAUAUAUGCGCAUAUACCGCUCUUCAAUACGGACCAGCAGCGAGGCUUUCAAAUGAAUGGAGAUUUCGAAAAGAAUCCGAUACAGAGGCAUACGAUUUGGAUUGGCGUGUCUGUUCAUGUAUAGAUUUUUCUUGGCAGUGCGCUUUAUAUGCCGGAGGAUUAGAAAUGAUAUCACGAGGAUGCUGCAUUGUGUUUUAAACAAACAAACACAAAAUGUAACCGUCAUCACCAAAGUAGUACAUUUAAUAAUAUAAAAAUAAUAAUAAAGAAGGAAAAAAUAAUAGGGUUACCUUUUAUUGGUUUGGCAGGGAAUUAACACUAGACUUGUUUGUCUGUCUGUCUGUUUGUCAGUCUGUCUCAACACUCUAACAGUUCCAUGCUGGCUUGAUGCAUGAUAAGGGUUAAUAAUAUUGUUGUUUAUUAUUAUCCUUGUGUUUCAUUUUAUUAUUACGUUUUUUCCUUCUUAAAAUUAUUUUGUGUUUUUUGAUUUCUGUACAUUGGAUGCAAAUGCAAACCGUAAAUAAAUGCAUAUACUGUUUCUGGAAAAGA